Molecule: messenger RNA, 853 nt
Organism: Rubroshorea leprosula
Lineage: Eukaryota; Viridiplantae; Streptophyta; Magnoliopsida; Malvales; Dipterocarpaceae
Source: the annotation of a GenBank genome assembly
CCCUCCCCUAGCCUCACUCCCCCUCCCUUCAACCUCAAUGACAAGCCCCUCCAGGAACAACUUCUUGAGCCAGAGCCAGCCUUCUGCAGCCGAACCUACCAGGCAUGCAACACCUCCAUCUACCACCUCAUCUCCGCGACGUUUUCCUUGCCUCUACUGUCGACGGGUCUUCGACACCUACCAAGCUCUCGGCGGCCAUCAGAACGCUCACAAGCGCAAGCGAGGCGCUCGUCCCAGAAACUUUCCGGCAGCCAACCAGCAGCAAUUCCACCCACUUCCUCAGUUUCCACCGACCAGCAGCAAUACCACCCACUUCCUCAGUUGCCCGCUGCUGGCCGGAACUAUCCUGCCGCCGACCAGCAGCAAUACCACCCACUUUCUCAGCUCCCCGCUGCUCACGGAAACUGUCCGGCCGCCAACCAGCAACAAUAUCACCCACUUCCUCAGUUCCACGCUGCUUCCCGAAACCAUCCGGCCUGCCGACCAGCAGCAAUACCACCCACUUCCUCAGUUCCCCACUGAUCAACAGCAACAACACAUCUCUUCCAUAUUUAUUCCCCACUUCCCAAGCGUGGACCAACAGGCAGGUGCAGCAGUGUCUGUUGAGAAGUGGUUGGAACCCUGCCAGCCGCAACCGCAGCAGCAGGAGCACCCUCCUUCCAGCUCGGUCCCUCGGAGCUUUCUGGGCGUUUCAACUGUCGACGCUCUCUCCACAACUACUGAUGUGGAUGAUUCUGCGAAUAUUGACCUCACCCUCCGCCUGUGAAGUGCCUUAAACUGAAUAGUGAUGAACAUGACUAUGGAUCACCACCAUGAGAUCCAUGUCUGUAAGUAAGAAACACUGUUCGUGUUG